Molecule: messenger RNA, 1522 nt
Organism: Clarias gariepinus (North African catfish)
Lineage: Eukaryota; Metazoa; Chordata; Actinopteri; Siluriformes; Clariidae
Gene: pgls
Product: 6-phosphogluconolactonase
Exons: 6
Coding region: 594-1358 (254 amino acids)
Biological process (GO): carbohydrate metabolic process; pentose-phosphate shunt
Molecular function (GO): 6-phosphogluconolactonase activity
Source: RefSeq, a predicted model, not a curated record
AGAUCAGACCAGGCUGGUGAGAGAACUGUGUGUAAUAGUCUGUUUUAUCACGUGCAAACGUUAUGUGAUUUGUAUGUGUGUGCGCGCGCUUAGGUGUAUCUUGUGUUUUAUAUGCACAUUGUCUAUGUUUCUUCCAGCCCCUAUAAACACAUGAUGCUGGAGAACCCACUGUCCUCCAUACUGUAGUGUCCCUGCUCAAACACACCUGAUCAUCUCAUUAUGCUUCCUUCCUAAGUUGAAGUGUCUGGGUGUGUCAGUGUGUGUGUGUGUGUGUGUGUGUGUUAGAACAGGGAAAAACAAACAUUACAAUGCACAAAUCAGGAGCAGAAUUGGGAACAUGUGCAUAACUUAGAUAUGAUAUAAUGAUUGUCUUUUUUCUUAAAACCAGAGCUAUUUUAGUCCCAUAAUAACUGACCUGUGAAUUCCUAUAACACCUCAUUUAAGCCUUCAGAAGUUCCUACAUGUGGGCGGUGUCACUGUACCUUCUUUUAUCUUUAACAGAUUUGCUCUAAAUCUCCGCUGGCCCAGUUUCUGUUGUGUGCUGUUUUAUUAGCACAUUGUACAGUCGUGUUUCAGAACUUUCACUGGACACGAUGCCAGGCAGAAGAGUGGUGGUGUUUGUCUCAGCAGCCGAGCUCGGCCCGGCUCUGGCCCAUCUCAUAGUGUCUCGGGCUGAGAAGACCCUCAGUAGCAGUGCUGACUCUUUUUCCCUUGGUCUCUCUGGAGGAAGUCUGGUGUCCAUCCUGAGUAAGGAGCUGCCUGCGUUCUCGAACCUGGAUUGCAGCCGGUGGCUAGUGGGCUUCUGCGAUGAGCGCCUUGUUCCUUUCGAUGAUCCCGAGAGCACUUAUGGACUUUACAAGAACCAGUUGUUUUCCAAACUAAACAUUCCAGACGACAGGGUUUUGGCGGUCGACCCGUCAUUACCGGUGCAGCAGUGUGCGGAGGAUUACGCCUGCAAGUUGAGUAAGGCGUUCGACACUGACCAGACUCCGGUGUUUGAUAUGCUAUUGCUUGGCAUGGGACCUGACGGACACACAUGUUCUCUCUUCCCAGAUCACCCGUUACUACAGGAAAAGCAGAAGACUGUAGCUCCAAUCAGCGACUCUCCUAAACCGCCACCUCAGAGGGUCACCCUCACACUGCCCGUGGUGAAUGCGGCCCGCUGCGUGGUGUUCGUGUCCACAGGAGGCAGCAAAGCCCCCGUGCUAAAGCAAGUCCUGGAAGGUGGAGACGGCCCGGUCCUUCCUGCAGCCCUUGUUGCUCCGACCAACGGCGAGCUCUUCUGGCUGGUGGAUGACCCAGCAGCUGCUUCUUUAACACUGGACGUGGAGCGACCAGGACCUGGUGCUAAACUCUGAACUUAAAUCAGGAACUGUUUUUCUGGUUAACCGAUUGUCCAGCUUUAUUAUAUUGAUUAAGUACGUGAUUUAACAAGUGGAAAUAUUCUGCAUUAGUUAAUGGCAAUGAAACAAUGGAAAACUGUAAAGUCCUUGUCUUAUAUUAAAAAUAAUGUUUGAAUUAA